Molecule: messenger RNA, 2314 nt
Organism: Nezara viridula (southern green stink bug)
Lineage: Eukaryota; Metazoa; Arthropoda; Insecta; Hemiptera; Pentatomidae
Source: the annotation of a GenBank genome assembly
GGUUAGUCUACGUUGGUGAGCCAUGAAUAGUCCCGAACUCUUAUCAGCAGCUUUCCCUUACAAUGCGUUCCACAGACAACACAGCUGGCCUACUACCAAGUUUCCUAGCCUCCGAUUACGGGACCGAUCCGUGAAGCAAGACGAUGGGAUUUCUACAACCUCGAGGGUAGAGAUGGUCCCUGAAGCCUCCGCCCAGGAGUGCGCCUCCGCUGCUGCGCAGGAGAUCCUGAUAUCGUCUCCUGGCAGCAGUAAAGCCAGGCAGAAGAAGUUCCAUCGCCAUUUUAAGACCGUACCACCUGACGAGAAAGUCCUUAACUAUUACUCCUGUGCCCUAGUAGCGGACAUCUUACUGCAGGGCCACUUGUAUAUUACGCGGAACUACUUUGCUUUUUAUUCCAACGUAUUCGGCUAUGUGACCAAGCUCCUCAUACCGACAUCAACAGUGCUAAAAGUAACCAAAGAAAAAACAGCAUAUAUAAUACCAAACGCUGUAGGUAUCACCACUGAGGAUGACAAGCAUGUUUUUGGCUCUCUUCUUUCUAGGGACAGUACAUACAAGCUUAUGGUGCAAGUGUGGAAUGCUGCUCUUGCUCCGACUCCUUGCAACACGCUCGUGAAACCAGAUUGUAUUGAAGAAAGGUUAAAAGAAGAGCUGGAGGAACCAAUAAUACCUGACGAGGAGUCCAGUCUCUCUGGGAGUGAGUCGAACUUAGAAUCUAAGUUAACUAGUACCACUGUAGACACUCCAGGAAAGGGGAACACACAGAAAAUGGCAGGCAUAGAGGUGAAAUCGUAUCAUGAUAUGUUUUCGCAAACGACACCUGGUACUCGGGCGCCAUUUCUUACAUUCCUUAGAAGUCUUCCAAGGCCAACAUUACUUCUCGUAAUAUCGACUGGCUUGCUGAUUCUUCUGUUUGCCUCUGCCACCGUCCUACUCUAUCGAAUCGCCAGGCUUCAGCAACCUUAUGAUUUCUCAUCUAGAUCAAUGAAUGAAGUUCACGCUUACAUCAAUACAAAUUUGGAGCACAUUUCCAAAGUGCGGGAAUCACUUGAGAAGCUUUCAUUUUUAAUAGAAAAUGGAGGAAAAUAUCAUAGUUAGCAUCUUUCCACUUAUGAAAUCCUCAGAAGUAUUAUUAGAUUAGUGAAACUUUGAGAAGAAUCAUAAAAUAGCCUUUAAGUCCCAGUUGUAGCUAUUAUUGACAAUAUUUUAUCAUUUAGGUAUUUUUUUCAUUGUAAAAUUUUAGAGACUGUACUUAACGUUGGGAGCUUUGGCAGAAUGAGCUACAAUCUUACCGCCAAAACCCUCGUGAUCCCUUUUUAUUGCUCAUUUAGGCACAAAAUUUUCAAUUUUAGGUAGUAUUAACCUCAAUUUUUCCCAUUUUAACAGAAGCUGGGUUUCUUUUGAGAUUUAGCUGAACCUGAAGUAUUUUAUUUAUUUCUGGUUUAAAUAAAGAAGUGUUGGUGCUCAGUUCCUUAGGGAUUAUAAAUUUCCCCUUUGUAGAAAGGAGAUAUCUAUUAAGCGUUCUCUUUAAUCCAAGAAGGGAUUUUAUCAAAGGGAUAUUCUCUUUGUAGGCUUAGCAUUGACAAGUUUUAGAUCAUAUAUACAUAUACAGUGUAUAUUUUAUUGGUACAAUUUAAUUCCUAUGGAUAUUACGCGAAUGAUAUGAUUAUAUCAUUGAGUUGUGAGAAACGCUCCAUUUACUAGAUUAACGUGUACAUUUUUUUUUACUCUGAUGCAUUUGACAGAGGUUGUAAAUAUUUUCGGUUAAAGUUCAAUGAACUUAUGUUGCGUACGAUUGAGAAAAUUGAAUGUUAUGAAGUUUUGUAACGGUCGAAUUGUUGCAUAUCAUUUGUUGUUAUUGUUGAUUUUUGCAUUUUUAUUGGGUUUUUUUAUCGAAUAAUUACAAUUUUUUAUUGUGAUGCUUUAAUUAAAAUAUUUAGUUGUAUUAAUUUAUUUUUUAGUUGUACUAGAAAACUUUUUUAUCAAAUACCUAUUGCUUUUAUGAACAUUUGUUAGUUUUAAUUUAGAAACGCAAAAUAAGUGAGAAAAAAUAUAAACAAAAUUUAAUGUUAGUGAUAACGACCUUCAACAUUUGUGAUCAAAAGUGUGUUGAAUCGUGCAAUUAAAAUUGUUGUAUCUUUUUUAAUUUAUAAUUUGAUGUUAAUGUAAGUCUAGUUAUUAAGUUGGAUUUUUUUUUAUAUCUAAAUAUGUGUAAACAAACCUAAUUAAGUUGCUUAUGAAAUUUCCAAAUAGAAAAUACAAAAACUUUAAUGACUUGUAUUUUGUCUUUUAUUUUAUUUUAUGUACUUCCUA